CCACCAUGCUCCUCCCCAUCGCCGCCAUCCUCGGCAUGACCGCUGCUCAGUCGUCUUGUGUGACCGGCUGCCUCACCACCGCCGGCAGCGCCACCGGCUGCAGCGACAAGUCCUGCGCCUGCUCCAACGAAAACUUCAAGAAGCAGGCUCUCGACUGCGUUCAGCAGAAGUGCUCUGACGCCGACGUGACUGCUGCCAAGGACUUGCAGAAGCAGUGUUAGAUUGCUAUGGAUAGGAUAGCGGUACUCUGUACAUUAUGUGCUGUUCGGCUGUUGAACGGUCGAUUUGAGUGAAUAUAUUAUUUAUAUAUCUAUAUCUAUAUAUCUGUUGUAGAUAGAUGUACCCCGGAUUGCGCAAUCCCGUUGAUAUUGUAGUCAUCGAUUUGACAGUUGAUCGAUCAUAUCUUAGUAUCCAGGCAAACAUAAGAUAUUGAUACUUCAAUUGAGUGAUGUACAUAGUCAAUAAUAGCAAUAUUAUUAUGGU
Molecule: messenger RNA, 483 nt
Organism: Aspergillus wentii DTO 134E9
Lineage: Eukaryota; Fungi; Ascomycota; Eurotiomycetes; Eurotiales; Aspergillaceae
Exons: 3
Coding region: 6-221 (71 amino acids)
Source: RefSeq, a predicted model, not a curated record